Molecule: messenger RNA, 987 nt
Organism: Fusarium redolens
Lineage: Eukaryota; Fungi; Ascomycota; Sordariomycetes; Hypocreales; Nectriaceae
Exons: 1
Coding region: 132-779 (215 amino acids)
Source: RefSeq, a predicted model, not a curated record
CAGACAAUAUGGAUAUAUUUUCACGUAGUCCCUUCAGUCGCUUCGAGCACUCUUGGGUCAUCAAACCUGACUUAUUCAUUAAACCACCAUCUUCUGUGUUUAAAUACCUAAUAUCUACUUGAAAGUUCAUCAUGUCGAACAGUUCCGAACUCCUCUACCAUGUCAUCCUAACAGUCAUCGACUUCCAUCUAGACCCGUCGGGGGCCAAACGAUCCAUCUACAUUCUCGGCACACGUACGACACUCGAAGCCGCCAAAGACUCGGCUUUCAGAGUCCUCCAUACGCUGAGAUACGAACCGGACGACUUCAUCGAGUAUGCCGCCCAUUCAAGCCACACUGGAGACUGGGCUUAUGGCAAUGGAGUUCUGGUCUACGCUAAGGCUCCUGCGGGCCAGGUAUUCCAGAUCUCUAUCCAGGCUACACCCAACACCGAACAGCUUCUGGGAGACAGCGAUGGAUCUAUCAUACUACCCCAAGGAGCACCUUCGCUUUACUACGUGACGCAGACCGUCAUCGACUACAAUAAAGAUCGAACUGGCUGCGUGCAGGAGAUGCAGAUAGAGGGGACUUUUGUUCACCGGACUGAUGCAAGCAACGCAGCGCGCAAGCUACUUGAUCCUCUUGACUAUGCAGAGUAUGACACGCCGGAGAAGAUGAAAGAGGAAUGGCCAUAUGGGGAUGACGUGGUUGCCCAUGCAGUCGCAGAGACUGGCGAGAACACAACUGUUGAAGUAAAGACUGUUGUUGAUACACAUUACAAAUACGAGAAGGUUGUCUAAACGGAUUCUUUUGGUGAUCUGGAGUUGGUUUUAGCCGAUGGGGAAUGUGCAUCUUCUUUCCUGGAGGCUUGCAAAUUUUGGUUGAGAAAUUGUAUCAUUAGUUGUUAAGGCUGGCAACUUGGGGAUUCAACUUAUUAGCAUGUUUGCUUUUACUCAGAUACUAGGCUAUUAAUAGGUAUCUCUUUCACUGCAUAUACUAGACAUUAGA